Molecule: messenger RNA, 2275 nt
Organism: Solea solea (common sole)
Lineage: Eukaryota; Metazoa; Chordata; Actinopteri; Pleuronectiformes; Soleidae
Product: diablo IAP-binding mitochondrial protein-like
Exons: 6
Coding region: 40-756 (238 amino acids)
Biological process (GO): neuron apoptotic process; intrinsic apoptotic signaling pathway in response to oxidative stress
Cellular component (GO): mitochondrion
Source: RefSeq, a predicted model, not a curated record
UGCUCAGUGAGUCGAACGUUUGAUGGUGGCGGACUAAACAUGGCUGUGUUCGGGAGGGGAGUAACCUACCUCCGUCUCCUCAGGAGUUCUGCUCGUGUCCUGUUCACCUGUAAAAAUCCUGCUGUUCACAAACUGGGAAAAUGGACAAAUGUUCUUUAUGCAAGUGUAACAUCUCUAACACUGGGAGCUGCACUCUGUGCUAUACCAUUCAAACAGGUUGAAAACCUCUCUCAUGAUGCUCUGAUCAAACGAGCAGCCUCUCUGGUCACAGACAGCUCAAGCACUUUCCUCUCACAAACCACUUUGGCUCUCAUAGACGCCAUCACCGAAUAUUCUAAAGCUGUGCACACGCUCGUCGCUCUUCAAAGCCGAUAUCUGGAUGCGCUGGGAAAACUGAGUCCGUCAGAGGAGGACUCAAUCUGGCAGGUUAUCAUUAGCCAGCGAGCACUGGUUAAUGAGAGACAAGAUGAAUGCCAGCGUUUGGAGUCGACGUGGGUCACUGCGGUGAAGCUGUGUGAGACGGCAGCUGAGGCGGCGUACACAUCAGGAGCCGAGCAUGCGUCCGUCACCGUGAGGACGAACGUUCAUUUGGCUCAGUCGCAGGUGGAGGACGUGCAGAAACUGUCGGCGGACGCAGAUAAGAAGUUAGCUGAGAGUAAAGUGACGGAGGUUGAAAUGAUGGCACGGCAUGCCGCUGCUUUACAGAGUAAUGACGACGAGGAAGAAGUGCCUGAAGCUUAUCUGAGAGAAGACUGAGAGCUUAUCAGACAACAGCAAACACUGUCUUCUUUCACUGUGCGGCCCUUUUUGUCUCUUGUCAGUCACUGUGUCUCAGUCACAGUACAAUGUGGAGUGUUCAAGUAAAACUAGAAGAGUCGAUAAAACACCAGUUUCAAUUCGGACAAAAUACACUUUACAAUAAAAUUAAAUUUAACACUUUUAGUAGCCUUAAUAUAGUUUGAAAUGGUUUGGUCAAAUGCAGAGGAAGGAUAAAGAUUAUAUUCAGGGUUCCCACAGGUCCUUGAAAUCCUUGAAAGUUUGUGAAUUUCGUUCUAAAUUAGACAUGUGUAAUUGAAAGUGCCUAGAAGUUGAUAUUGCUUGAUGUACGUAGACUAGGCCUACGCAGAACCAACGUGGGGUCAUAAUUACUAGCGGUGUUGUGGACACUGUCUCUCUCUCUCUCUGCUGUCAACGUCAGAUUCGGUGCGGAACAACAAGCACAUUUCACGUGAUGCCUGAAAAUGAAAAUGAAAAAUGAAAAUUCCAAGAUCUCUGUCUCACCAAAGAAAAUUUACAAAGACUGACUUUGACCAAGAUCCCAAGGACAAUCACUUGUCCGGAAGCAGAGUGUGCUGCAAAUCAAUAAAAGUGGACGCCAUCGUGGGCGAAGGCAAGCUCUUACAAGUUGCCCUCCCAUCUUAUUAAUAAGCCUGUCAACCUUGAAUUUAAACCUUGUUAUCUGGACCUUGAAUUUGAGGGAAUUAGUCCUGGAAAGUCCUUGAAUUUGAUGUCUAUUAAGGUGUGGGAACCCUGAAUAUAUUGGACAAAGGAUGUUGAAGAUGGAGCUGCCCGAGGCAGGAGGAAAAGAAGAUGAUGUUGUGAAGGAGGACAUGAGGACAGUCACAAUAGGACACAAGGGAGAGGACAAGAUGGAUGCAGAUGAGUCGCUGUGGUGCCCCCUAAAGUGAGAAGAAUUAGUUUUAAUAUGUUUAAAUAGUUGGAAAUAUGCCCUGAAAUACAGUUACAUUGAUUGUAUUUUGACACUUAAAGGUCCAAAAUGUAACAUUAACUGUAGGUGAAGAGUAGUGUAGAAGAUUUAACUUUUUCACUUGUAUUUAUUACUUAAAUAGGAUAAUAAGUGUUAUACUUAAAUGUAAUACUGUUCCAGGGUAUAUUUGUAUCUUCAUUGAAACUGGUGUUAAAUUGAUUUUUUUUGUGUCACUUUACCGUCACAAAAUUUAAUUGUAAUAGAGAAUCACAUACAAUGGGAACAAGCAUUUCCACAUAUGGUCAUUAAAGACUUAUUUGUUUAAUGAUUAUAAACUGUGUUAUUCAUAGAUGCUCGUUCUUUUCCUCUUUGCUCGUCUGCGUCAGAUUGUUAUUGUCAUAUUCUCAGGAUUCAUUGUAAUAAAGACAAGACACAGCUUUAAAAAAAACAACAACUCAAAACUGUUUAUUAUUGAUUUCCACUUGAUGCAGAAAAAGAAAAAAAAUGAUGUAUUUAUUUAGGAAUAUUUUAGUAUGUUAUGAAUAAAUGGCUCAUGGGUUUAUUUCA